AUGCUUACCAUUUUAGUACAUAGAAUUCCAAAAUUCAAUCAGACAGUAUUCACCUUCGAAACCAAGUUUUCUAACUGGAUCGAUGGAAGUCUGAUUGGUAGUCUUUCUCUGAGUGAUGAAAACUCCUCCUUAGCAUCAUGUGGAAGUGUUCAAUUUAACAUUGUACCUGAUUCAAACUACUUACCAGUAGCUAUCGAUGGAACAACUGGUAUUUUGAAAGUAAUUGAAAGCGAUUAUGAAACAAUGAAGAAUAAUCACAGCAUCACUUUUCAAGUGACAGUUAGGAAUGCAAAUACUUCACUAAAUAUAUCUGAUGAUGCAACGGUCAACAUUCUUAUUGAUGAAGAGUAUUCUGACGAAGAAACAGGAAGUGAAAUCACUGCAGUCAAGAGGGGCAUCAUAGUUCCACCGAAUACUAUCAAUGCCACAUUUUCCAGAGUAUACAUCCAGGAUAAUCCAAAUUAUUGUCUGUUCGAUACAUGGUUUAUUGAUUCGGUAAUUGUCCUUCCACCUGGAAAUCAUAGUUUAAUCAUGAAAUUUUCUGGCCCGUCUCUAAAUAAUGUUUAUUACGGAUAUAUACAAUAUUUGUUUGCGUACUACAACGGUUCAAAUAUAGCAAAUAAUUAUCCUGUGAAGUUUAGUAAUCUCACAUACUUGAACAAUAAUUCCUCGUCUUCGGAGUUCACAAUGACAAGUCAAAUAAGUGUUUCAUCCGCUCCUACCAAUGAUUCAAAUGACUUCAGUAUUAGGAUGCGAUUCCAAGUUGGUCUUUUCCCUCAAAUGUCGAUUCCACCAAUAGGUACCAAUUUAACAGUCAGAAUGGAGGCGUUGUUGACUCCAAAGAUUACUGUAGAUAUUCCCAUGAGAGUUUCCUCGAACUGUCCGAUUCAAUAUGAUUCAGUUAACUUUACCAAGUGCCCACCGCAAGUGGAAGUAGGUGGGGUUUAUGAGUAUUCUGUGGACUACUUUAUAAGCAGACCCAUUGGCGAUUACGUGUUCACAUUCACGACUGAUGAGUUUAGUGCUUCGAUUGGACAUAUAUCUUUGGCGCUACCUACAACAUUCUCUACAUACCCAGAAGGUUACAAAAUAGAUACGCAACAAUUCGUUGGUUAUAACUUCGUACUGACUACCAUUGGCUACGUUAGUGUUUCAAAUCUACAAAGUCCAGGUGUUUAUGACACUACUUUGCCAAUGAUGAAUCGAUCAGUUCGUCUAACAGUUUUUAUUCAGAUAUAUAGACCAAGUUUGGUAUCCGUUAGGUUUGAAGCGAAAAUCUCACCAUUAGGUAAGAAUUCUACAGUGAAUUUUUGUGAGAGCCAACUCAUAGCGUUUGCAGGUCCUAAUUUGGCUGCGAAAAGUGACUUAACAUCAAAGGAUACCUCAGUUGUGAAUCAAGCUGAAAAGUUGCAAUUCUUUAAUCUUCAACUGAGUAUUCUGCCUUCUACGACAGCACGUUAUAGUAUUUAUAUAACUAAUACUGGUAAACUAAAUACGGAACAAUGUUCCGUGGAUUACUUGUUAACAGAAAAUAAUUCAACUAAGAAAAUCAGGCUAAUAACAGAAUACACUGUAUUUCAAGGGCGAAGAACAACAGGCACAACGACAAUCGGUAUAUUUAGAAACAAUAACCCAUGGAAUGUUUUUUAUAAUUUCCAAAUCGGAGUGAAAUUAUUGUAUGAUACCACCUACGUCUUGGGUGAUACAAUACAAACGUACGUUCGGAUGUUUUCUGGAUCAUCAACUGUAUGUUCUUUUGUUGUAACGCUUCCAAUAACGUCUAUGGAGCAACCCAUAACCACUACUCCUGUCUCUAAAACUCCUGUAGUUACUAUUGAAAAAGUCGAACCACGAAAUUCACAACCAACAGUAAACUUUAGUACAAUUGUAGAAGUUCGAGUGAAAUUCGCUAAAGACUUUGUCUACAUGCCGAUAACUUUUCAACUACAAGUAAAUUCAAAUGAAGCAAUUAUAAUCAGGCAGUGUAUUCAAACAAUUGGAUAUCUAUUAAAAGCUGUAGCACCUGUGAGCUAUUAUUCUUCGGUAAAACCUAAUUUGGCUAGAUUGCAAAUAAAUUCGGUGUACUUCAAUGAAUCAUGUACAGAUGCUCAGUGUGAUAUUGCAAUGCGUUAUUCGAUAAUUCCAAUUACCACGAAGCCUUUAGUAAUCACAUCAACAUUUACCUCUGGUGUAUCCAGUUUUACGAAAACAUUAACUAUUACUCCACGAGAUAACUACUCUACUGUGUUGUCACCAAGUCAGGCUCCAGGGGUUGAUUUAAUUUCUAUUGAUUCAAAAACAGUCAAAAAUCAAGUUAUACCGAACUAUUUAACAUCACUGAAGUUAACGCUAACUCUGAAACCCAAUGUAUGGCAGUCGAUAUAUUUUCAACUUUAUGCUCCAGGUGCCUACCAAGAAUACAUAUUAGUCAAGCCAAUAAUGCUAAGCCAAUCAACAUCAUUGCCAUAUGUCAGCUUAGUUUCGAACUCGUCGGAAAAUAUGGUUUAUAUCAGUAUAGAUAAAGCUUAUUACGAAGGAAUUGCAACCGACCAAACGACUUCGGCAGCAAAUCAGUUGACUUACCGUAUCCCAAUGUUCACUGCAAAUUCUGUCAGACCACUGGUCAAUUUCACUUACAAUCUGACAGUUAAUUCAAUCUCUAUAUUUGGUAAUUUCAUAUUUACUACCACCGCUCCAGCAGCAUUUACUACAACUCUUACAAAUACUUGGACUUUAAUUUCUCCAAGUGUCACUGAUGUAUAUAAACAAAUGUGUACUGGAGGACCGUUUGAAUUUAAUUUCAAUAUGUGUCCGGUUGAAAGACGUUGUUCAUUCUUUACAUAUUGGAUCAACAGAAUUGUGAAUGGUAUUGCAGCUCUUAAUGUUACAAAAGUAGUUGUAUAUAAAAGUGGUUCAGAUGUGCGGUUCUCAACCUCAUUCUCUAUAAAUUUGACAUCUGAACGUAGUUAUGUGAGAGUGGAUUACGGCCCAUCAUGCCUCAUCAAUCAAGAUUUUUAUUGUACACAAUUUAAACAUACUCUUUAUUUAAUGGGAGAUUGCAAUGUGACAACGACAAUAAACUACGCUUUCCCAACAUUUGUUAAUAUCAGUGGGAGUACAAAGAAUUUUACCGCCCAGACUUUGGUAUUGAGUCCAAUACCAAGUUUCCCAAUAUACACCGACAUUAUGAUUGAAGUAAGUCCAUCUAGUGUAACGCUGCAGCCAGGUCAAAUAACAACUAUCAAUGUGAAAUAUAUAUUCCCACUGAACUCCACCUAUCUGAAAUCUACAAUACAAAUCAGUGGAACUGGAAGCAACAACACUAAUGAAUCUAUAAUAACUAUUGCAGAUUUUAAAAUAAGUUUGGGUUCUAACUUAUUUUACACAACAACUGCUUACUCAUCUAAUUAUUUGUCAACUUAUCCAACCCAUCAAAAUGAUCAGUUGUUAAUAUACUUCGAAAAUAUCACAAACAUUGGUACGGUAAGUGUACCCUUAAUGCGAAACACUCUCAGUCUUUCAGUGGAUAUCCAGUUGAGUGAUAGUAAAAUUGUGGAAAACGGAACUGUUUGGCCGUUGCAAAUCACUGGUCGAUUCAAUGCUGUCACUAAUAUUAGCAAAAUAUCUGUAUAUUGUGUAAGAACUGGGUCAGAAAAACCAUCAAUUCAGGUUGUACUAUCUCAACUGUCAUCGUUCACAUUCAGUGAUUAUCCUGAUAGAGAUGUGGUGUAUCUUCAGACAACCGUUCAAAUGAUGAAUGGUACCGGAUUGGAAUGUGAAAGACAAUCGAUAAUUUUCUAUCUCAGUCCAGAAAUAAAAUCAAUCAUUGUAGUUAAUCAAACAGGGAACAUAGAUAAUGUAACAUUGAAAACUCCUUUAAACCCAGUAUCUAAAUCAGUUCAGUUCAUAGCAGGACGUUUAUAUUUUGGUGCAAAGUAUGAAGUCAUCUUUAGUCUGAAAUUUAAUCCAUCUCGUAGUACAACCAUUGUGAAAUAUCCAAUUCUAGUCGAAAUCGUGUGCAAACCCUAUGAACGUGGUAGUCCCGUAGUGAAUAGCUGUGCAAAACAAAAGUUUUACAAGUUUAAAUCUCAUCUACGUGUUCAACUUGACUACACUUAUCCUCCCAACUUACCUCAUUACGUUGCAAUGCGGAACCCUUUGGUACAGUUGCCCGACCGUCAAGCAAAUACAUUUCUAAAUGUUGGUGAUCUUUUGUUUUAUUGUGCACGUGCGUUUAAUAUGAAGGGUUCAUUAGAUUUGGUGAGACGAUGUUUCAAGAUUGGUAAAUUGCCUGAAAGAAUUUGGUUUGAUGUCGGACCAUCUGUUGAACAGGUUAUAGCGUACACAAAUCCACUUGGCAUAUUGUUCGGUUUGGGAGCAAAUGGUGGAGGUGUAAUGAUGAGUAAGGAUUUGGGGAAAACAUGGAUUUCAAUCAACUCAUUCAUGUACCAAAGAACUUUGAAUACGUCGACUGAAAUCAUUACAGCAAGUGUCAUACCAUGGAUUUCAUCAACUGGAUCAAUUGACAAUACACCGUCUGAGUCAUUUUGCAAGAUGCGAGUGGCUAAUCAAUGGAAUGUAUGCAUCAACGCAAUUUAUGCAAAUGAACUUCUACUGGCAGACUGGACUAACACCUGUCCAAACAUCAAGCCUUUUUAA
Molecule: messenger RNA, 4659 nt
Organism: Schistosoma intercalatum
Lineage: Eukaryota; Metazoa; Platyhelminthes; Trematoda; Strigeidida; Schistosomatidae
Source: the annotation of a GenBank genome assembly